Caenorhabditis angaria is the source of this 6758-nucleotide messenger RNA. The record is from the annotation of a GenBank genome assembly. NCBI's taxonomy places the organism in Eukaryota, Metazoa, Nematoda, Chromadorea, Rhabditida, Rhabditidae.
AUGCAGCAAUUUUUGUUGCUUUUUCGAAAAAAUAUAUUAAUUUGGAAACGGAAUAAAUCAUGGACAAUUUUCGAGAUUAUUAUCCCGUGUAUUUUGAUGAUGAUUUAUUGGGGGAUUUUUAUGGGUGUAGGUUUGCCUUUAUUUUUUUUUGAAAUUGAAAAUUUUUUUCAGGAACCAUCCCGCGAACGAUAUUGGAAUGAUUACUACUCAAAUUCGCAGACGUCAUAUGAAUUCCAAGUCCGAGGAAAUAUUCAAGAUAUUCAAUUUCAAGAUAGGUGUAAAAUGGAUGUAAAAUUUGCAUAUUCGUAAGUUGUUUUAUUUAAAAUUUCAAGAGAAAGAUAACAGUUUACUCAUUUACAUUUAAGAAAAAAAUAAAAUAGCAACUAAUUUUAUAGAUCUGCAGUGGAAUGUGAAAACGAAACCAAAAAAAUUAUGAACAUUUUCGUGGAGAACUUCAAAAAUUCAAAUGUCAAUUUCAACUUACUCCACCUCAAUUCCGAAGAUGAGAUUGAAAAAAAUGUGCAAACUAUAUAUAGCUACGGGUCAUGUUCGUUUAACUAUGCAACAAUUGGUGUUUAUUUUGAUGAAAUAAAUUUCGACGAACAAAUUCUAAAAUAUCGAAUUAUUUAUAAAAGCUACAAUCAAAAAUGGUUGCUCAAGAAGCAAACGAUUUCCUUAUUCGCAUGGCAAGAAAAAGAGCGAACAAAAUAUGAAGAAAUGGGAUUUUUAUCAUUUCAACAUGCAAUUGAAUCAACUUUCAUCAAUAUUAUCAAAAAUACCAAUAUUUCAAGUCAAUUUCCAAUUAAUUUUCAAGCAUUUCCUGAAAUUGAAAUUUUUCGAAGUAAAAAUACGAAACAUUUGAUGUUUAUUCCAUUUGUAUUAGCUGUUAUUAUUUUUACAAAUGUUGUUCAUAUUACACGAGAAGUAUCAGCUGAAAAUGAGCAUUUGAAAGGAUAUUUGAUGACACUUGGAUUAUCAAACUUCAAUUUUUAUAUGACUCAUAUUUUGAGUGGAAUUUUGAAGAGUGUGUUUUUAUAUUUAAUCACAACUCUACCAUUUUUCGUAAAUGGAUAUGUAAGUGAAUUAAAAAACGUUAAUAUAUUUGAAAUUGUGUUUUUUUUCAGAUUUCAAUCAAUAAUUUCUUUGCAUUAUCAAAUGUAAUAUUUUUAUAUUGCAUUUCUGCAAUUACAUUUGGUGCAUUCAUCGCCUCAUUUUUUUCAACUUCUGAUUCUGCAGUUAAAGCAUCAAUCACAAUUUGGGCAAUCUUAUUUGGAUUAUUCGCUUUAUUCAAACCCGAAAACCAUCAAGAAAUAUUCGAUUGUUAUAUUUAUGCAUUAAAUCCAACCGGAGCUUUUGCACUAUCUCUUGAUAUUUUGACCGAAUUGAUAGUUGAUCGAAAAAAUCUGACUUUUUUCAAUAUUUUUAGUGAAUCUUCAAGCAGAUUCACUUUAGGAAAUGCUAUUUCAAUGCUGGUUUUUGACAUAAUAUUGAUGUUUGGUAUUUCAUUAUUGGCUGAUGAUUAUCGGAGAUCAAAUGAUGAUAGUUUCAAAGAAUAUUUCAAAUCCAUUUUUGCAAAAUAUCGUUCGGAAGGUGUGAAAAGUGUAAGAAUGACUGAACUACAAGCAUCAGAAGUUUUAUUAGAAGAAUCGAAUGAAUAUCGGAACAACGAUAUUGAAAAUGGAAUAUUUGUUAAUAAUUUAGUAAAAAUAUGGGGGACAACUGGAGAAAAGGCUAUCAAUGGUUUGAGUUUUGAAGCAAAAAAAGGUGAAGUGACUAUUUUAUUUGGCCGAAAUGCUGAUGGAAAAUCUACAACAUUUCAUUGUAUUUCUGGAAUGAUUCCGCCAACUGAAGGUGAGACAAUUGUAAAAAAAAACUUUGAAAAUCUUAUUUUCAGGUAAGAUCAUGAUUUCUGGCCGUGAAUCCAAUACAAAUAUUGGACUUUGUCCACAGUACAAUCCAAUUUUCGACCAGUUAACAGUUGAAGAACAUCUUUGGUUUAUAAAUGGUCUCAAAGGAAACAAAGAUGAUUGCAAAUUCCAAGCCGAAAUGAGACGGUUGUUAGAAAACGUGAAUUUGAUAGAUAAAAAACAUAAGUUCUCAUCAAAUUUAUCAGGAGGAAUGAAAAGAAAACUGUGUGUUUGUAUGGCAUUGAUUGGAUCAUCUGAAGUAGUUUUAUUAGAUGAACCAACAGCUGGAUUAGAUCCAGGUGCAAGAAAAGAUGUUCAAGAUUUAUUAGAAACAGAAAAACAAAAUCGAACAAUUUUAUUAACAACACAUUAUAUGGAUGAAGCUGAAAGACUUGGCGAUUGGAUUCUUAUCAUGGCCCGUGGUAAACUUGUUAUAUCUGGAUCACCUAAAUUUUUGAAGAAAAAAUAUGGAAUUGGAUAUUUGUUGACAGUUGUACUUGAUGAUGCGAUUAACAAUAAUAGAGAUGCUAUUUGUGCAGUUUUAAAAGAAUUGUGUCAAUUCUAUACACCAGAAGCUCAAAUUGGAAAUACUCAUGGAAAACAAAUUGAGAUUAUUUUGCCAGAAAAAUGCAAAUCAAGUUUUCCUAUCUUAUUUAGAGCAUUGGAAGCGAUUCAAAGAAAAGAGUAAGUUUAUAAAAUAUUUCCCGUCAAUAAAAAAAGUUAAAAAUUUCAGAUUUACAAGCGAGAUAUUCUUCAUUCUUCCGAAUCAAUUGAAAGAUCAAUUGAGUAUUUUGCAAAUCACAGAUUAUGGAUUAUCUUUGAAUAAGUUAGAACAAGUUAUUUUAACUAUCAGUGAAAAACUUGGAACAGAUGCGACCGAUGGAAUUUUGAAUCAGAAUCAUGAGUUUGAAGCGACAAAAUUCGAAAAUUUGCUUGAAAAUCAGUCAAGUCUCCCAGGGAAUACAGGAAAAUCUUUAAUAAAAUCUCAAAUAUCCGCUAUUUUUCGCAAAAAAUAUCUAUACACAAAGAGAAGAUGGAGCCAAUUAAUUGGUCAAUUAUUCCUUCCACUGUUAAUUAUCGGAUUAAUCUGGUUGAUUUUUAGAGUGAAAAUUCAUGAAAAACUCGAAUCGAAUAUUAUUGAAAAAAGUUACAAUUUGCAAGAAUUCUCGCCAGCUGCUGUUGUUUGGAAAAAUAAUAAAAAUUCUAUGUCGGAACACCUUUCGAAUAUCAACAAAAUUGUGGAUAAAUUUUCUGGAUUCCAUAACAAUUAUUAUGAUAAAUCGGAAACAUUGAAGAACAUCACAGUAAAAUUCAUUGGAAAAAUCCCACAUCUUUUAUUUGGCUUCACUGAAAAUACAACGCUUUUCAAUUAUCGAAACCAACAUACGUGCGUUUCACAAUGAUAGGUUCACCCCCAGAAUGAUGAAAUUGACGAAAUCGUGAGUUGUAAAAGCAAGUUGAGUUAAAAAUCGAAAAGAACGCACAAAAUUAUGUAUGUAAACUCAUUUUCAUAAAAAAAUACCGAAAGCUGAGAAAAUUUUUGACCGAAGUUCAAAAAUUGCGAAAAUUUAGCGUUUCAUAAUGAUAGGUUCACCUAACUCAAACUGGUUCUAUUUUUGAAGAAACGGGGAAUUUGACUAGAAAUCACUUCGAAAUCAACAAAAGAGAGCAUUUGAGUUCACUUGCAAUUUUCACAAUCGAAUUUCAUCGAUUCUAAGGUCUGCACUGAUGUUUCCAGUAAGAGACAUCUGGAAAUUAGGCCUUUGUUCAUUUUUUUCCACAUUUCUCGAAAUUUUAUCAUCAGAUUUUUCUGAAAACAUCUUUUUUUGUCUAUUUGAACCUGAUUACACAGAAUUUCAACUUUUUUUCGAAGUUUUGACAUGAUUCUGACAUUACUGGAUUUCCGAUGUUCAUCUUGAACUUCAGAUCUAGAACAUCAGGAACAUCAAAAUCAAAAUUUUAUUGAUGGAAUUCGUUCCCAGCAUCGUCAAAAUCAUAUGUCAUGUUCAAUCUUUUCCGAAACACUUGUUUGGAUUGCUUAGUAUCUAUUUAUUUUCCAAAUCACAAGAAUCAGCAUUUUUUAACACUGUAAAAACACAACUUUUAGUGUUCACCCGAAUCAACUCACGAUAUGAGUUAGGAGACCAUUCGAAACCAUCAAUUAUGUCUUUAUCAACUAUUUUGACGAUGCUAAGAACGAAUUCCAUCAAUAAAAUUUUGUUUUUGAUGUUCCUGAUGUUCUAGAUCUGAAGUUCAAGAUGAACAUCGGAAAUCCAGUAAUGUCAGAAUCAUGUCAAAACUUCGAAAAAAAGUUGAAAUUCUGUGUAAUCAGGUUCAAAUAGACAAAAAAAGAUGUUUUCAGAAAAAUCUGAUGAUAAAAUUUCGAGAAAUGUGGAAAAAAAUGAACAAAGGCCUAAUUUCCAGAUGUCUCUUACUGGAAACAUCAGUGCAGACCUUAGAAUCGAUGAAAUUCGAUUGUGAAAAUUGCAAGUGAACUCAAAUGCUCUCUUUUGUUGAUUUCGAAGUGAUUUCUAGUCAAAUUCCCCGUUUCUUCAAAAAUAGAACCAGUUUGAGUUAGGUGAACCUAUCAUUAUGAAACGCUAAAUUUUCGCAAUUUUUGAACUUCGGUCAAAAAUUUUCUCAGCUUUCGGUAUUUUUUUAUGAAAAUGAGUUUACAUACAUAAUUUUGUGCGUUCUUUUCGAUUUUUAACUCAACUUGCUUUUACAACUCACGAUUUCGUCAAUUUCAUCAUUCUGGGGGGUGAACCUAUCAUUGUGAAACGCACUGUAUUCUUCCAUCACUUAUUACUUUGAAUAACAAAGCAAGAUUAUGGGGAGGAUUCGAUAAUCAAAAAAUUCCAACAAUCGAAUGUCAAAUUAAUAUGCAUUUGGGAGAAAAUCCCAGACAUUAUGGUGUUCGCGAUGUUUCGGAAAAUGUUCUAACUGGAUUUUUUAUUGUUAUUUUCUCAUUGGUCACUUCGUCUUUUGUAUUAUUUCUGGUUGAGGAGAAGGUUUCAAAAUUUGCUCAUCAACAACUAUUAACAGGAAUUUCACCCAUAACAAUGUAUGGUGCUGCAAUUAUUUUUGAUUUCCUAGUAUUUUCCGCAAUUUGCUCGAUAUUUUUGAUAUUUUUUUAUUUUUUCGAUUACCAUAUGAAUUAUCAAUUAGCAACGUGAGUUUUUUUUCAUUUGGCUGCACUAGGCAUUUUCAAAAUUGUCUUAAUUUUCAGCAUAAUACAAUUGUGGUUUCUCUAUUUUACAUCAAAUGUUCCAUUCAUAUAUAUCAUUUCACAAUAUUUCAAAUCACCUUCAAAGGCCCGAAUUUUCAUUGUAAUUUGGCAAAUUUUUGUUUCUGGGUCUCUCGUAUUCUUCAGGGUUUUGGCUCUCAAGAGUUUCGGAUAUCCUGGCUAUAGUGUUUAUAUUAGGCCACUCUUUUUAAGUGUUCAGGUAUCUUUGAUAUUUCAAUUGUUGAAAACCAUAUCUUUUUACAGUUUAUUAUCUCGGUUUUAUUCCCCGUAUUUUCAUUCGGUAACGCUAUGAUCGUCGGACCAAUGACUCAGACACGAGAUCCACAAUUCAAUGACCUUUGGAUGUUUAUUGAUGCUAUGUUAUUGUCUUCUGUACUAUCAUCAAUUGCUUUUCUUUUUUUGCAAUUGAAAUCAGUUCAAAAGUAUUUGUCAAAUAAUUAUUCAUCUUGGAAAUAUGGACAAGAAAGUAGGAAAUAUGGACAAAGCAGUGACUUUGAAUUAUCGGAUGCUGUGGUUCAAGAAAGGCAAAAGGCUGUUAAUGCUAAUUCUUCUUAUUCUUUAGUUGCAAGAGUAUGUUUGUGAGAGAAGUUGCUUUUCAUUUUCAAUUAAAAUUUUUGCAGAACCUCACCAAAAAAUUCGGCGACUUCACAGCGUUGGAUAAUUUAAGUUUGGCUGUAUCCCCAAAUGAAUGUUUCGGAUUAUUGGGAGUAAAUGGAUGUGGGAAAACAACGACUUUCGAUAUUUUGACAGGAUAUUCUUUUGCAACAAGUGGAAAAGCAAAAAUUGGUGGAAAGAAUGUGACAGAAAGAAUUGUGAGUUUACGAACCUCAUAAGGGUAAUCAUCUAAUUUUUAAUACAGGGUAUCGGAUAUUGCCCUCAAUUUGAUUCGGUUCUUUUGGAUCUAACUGGCCGCGAGAUUUUAGAAAUUCUCGCACAAAUGCACGGAUUUAUUAAUUAUCACCAAAAAGCUGACAUCAUUCUUGAGAGCAUUGGAAUGCAAAAACAAUCAAAUAAACUGAUUCGAUAUUAUAGUGGAGGACAAAAACGAAAAAUCUCAAUUGGAAUCGCACUUUUAUCGCCAACAAAUUCAAUGAUAAUAUUAGAUGAACCAACUGCUGGAAUUGAUCCAAAAGCUCGAAGAGAAAUAUGGGAAUUAUUAAUUUGGUCAAGACAAAAUCGUCCGAAUAGUGCACUUAUGUUAACUUCACACUCAAUGGAUGAAUGUGAAGCAUUAUGUUCAAGAAUUGCUGUAUUAAAUCAUGGGAAAUUGAUUGCUAUUGGAAGCAGUCAAGAAUUAAAAACACUAUAUGGAAAGAGUUAUACAAUGACUCUUUCUCUAAACGAUUCCCAAAAUCGAGAAAAUAUUGUGAAUCUGGUCAAUGAUCAGAUACCCGAUGCAAUUUUCCAAACUCCUGAAACCAAUAAAACUUUGGAUCUAGUCUGGCGUAUUCCAAAAAAUCCGGAAGACAAAUGGUCCAAUAAAUUUGAAAUGGUUCAAAAUUUAGCAAAACAACUUCAGGUGAGCUACGAUACAAAAAAUUAAUUUAAAAAAUGUUCAAUAUUUUAAGGUCAAUGACUAUGUGCUCUCACAAUCAUCUUUGUAA